CUUAGAGGGAUUUGACUCUCCUCUUUGUGUGCUCCACUGCUCUGCCAAACCUCUGUCUUUCCUUCCCUUUUUCUCUGUGAUCCUUCCCUUUAAGAAGAAAGCCAUGACGAGUAGAGUGAGCAUGAGAUCUACGAAAGUCGUCUCCAGCAGUGGUGGAAGCACUUAUGGUGGUGGCGGCAGCUUCCGUAUGGGACCAUCAGGAUCUGGUGGAUUUACCGCAAAAUCUGCUCACAUGUUCAGAUCCGGCCCAAGGAUGAGUUCCGGUGUCAGUAUUUCAAGUUUUGGUCAGGGUAUGAGUGCUGGUGGUGGAAUGGGUUCUGGCUUCAUGAAUUACAGUUCUAGUGGUGCUGGUGGUGCUGGUAUGUUUGGCGGAGCUGGUGGUGGUGCUAGUAUGUUUAGCGGAGGGUAUGGUGGAAUGAGUGGUGGUAUGGGUGGUGGUAUGUUUGGUAGUGGUGGUAUGGGUGGUAUGGGCGGUGGACCUAUCAUCCCCACCAUCUCAAACGUCCAAGUCAACCAGAGCCUGCUGGCCCCUGUGAGCCUUGAGAUUGACCCCACCAUCCAAACUGUCCGCACCCAAGAGAAAGAGCAGAUCAAGACUCUGAACAACCGCUUCGCCAGCUUCAUCGACAAGGUCCGCUUCCUGGAGCAGCAGAACAAAAUGCUGGAGACCAAGUGGAGCUUGCUGCAGGACCAGACCACCACCCGCUCCAACAUCGACGGCAUGUUCGAGGCCUACAUCGCCAACCUGCGCAGACAGCUGGAUGGCCUUGGCAAUGAGAAGGUCAAGCUGGAGGGAGAGCUGAAGAACAUGCAGGGCCUGGUGGAGGACUUCAAGAACAAGUAUGAAGAUGAAAUCAACAAGCGCGCCACUGUAGAAAACGAGUUUGUGCUCCUGAAGAAGGAUGUAGAUGCCGCCUACAUGAACAAAAUUGAGCUGGAGGCCAGAGUUGACGCCCUUCAGGAUGAGAUUAACUUCCUCAGAGCUGUCUAUGAUGCGGAACUGCGUGAGCUUCAAGGACAGAUCAAGGACACCUCAGUCAUUGUGGAGAUGGACAACAGCCGCAACCUGGACAUGGACGCAAUUGUGGCAGAAGUCAGGGCUCAGUAUGAGGACAUCGCCAACAAAUCCCGCGCUGAGGCAGAGACAUGGUACCAGACUAAGUUCCAGGAGAUGCAGACCAGUGCUGCAUCAGCAGGGGACGACCUUCGUAACACCAAGAGUGAGAUCGCUGAGCUUAACCGUAUGAUUAGCCGGCUCCAGAAUGAGAUCGAGGCAGUCAAGGGACAGCGUGCAAACCUGGAGGCCCAGAUCGCUGAGGCUGAGGAGCGCGGUGAGCUGGCUGUGAAGGACGCCAGGGCCCGCAUCAGGGACCUGGAAGAAGCCCUGCAGAGAGCCAAACAGGACAUGGCCCGCCAGGUCCGCGAGUACCAAGAGCUCAUGAACGUCAAGCUGGCUCUGGACAUUGAGAUCGCCACAUACAAGAAGCUUCUGGAAGGAGAGGAAAUCAGACUUGCCACGGGCGGUUCAACUGCAACCAUCCAUGUACAGACCUCAGGUGGUGGCGGCGGCGGCGGCGGCGGCGGCAGCGGCGGCGGCUACGGCAUGGGCGGCAUGGGCAUGGGCGUCGGCGUUGGCGGCGGCAUGGGCGGUGGUUUCAGCAGCAGCAUGAGCAUGAGCAGUGGCGGCGGCGGCUUUGGCGGCGCCGGCUAUGGCAGCAGCGGCAGCAUGAUCGGCGGCGGCAGGAUGACCAUGAGCAAGACACAAACAGUCAGCGCACGUCGUUAUUAAACGCAGCAGUCCUCUUUCUCUCCAUUUUUCCUCCUUCUCUCAUUUUGUUCUCCUCCUCUUGUCCCACUCACGAAAGCUUUCAUAAAACCCACCACCCCUCUUCCUGCAGACACAGAGCAGUCUCAGCAACACGUUGCACUUGACCAUCUACAGCUGACCAAACCGAGUAAUGGUUUUGGCACAACACACCUACAGAGGGGUAGACAUUACAUCCAAAUACAAGUAAAGGCAGAGCUAUUGUUGCGAGCAGCAGAGAUGUGAGUCAGUCCUGUUCUCCAGUUAUCAGUCAGCCUGGCUGUCUUUUGGUUGCUGGAUGUGCUGUUGUGUAGACAAGGGAAUACUUGUAGUGUCAUGACAGAGAAUCCUUACAAAGCAACAACCACUGCACACAGAAUGACAACAGCAGUUCUUAGCCCACAGUGUCUCGUCUGCUGUGUCACAUCGGUCAUUAUGUCGAGCAGUUUAACAUCAUCAAAAGCAGCCACCUCUAACACUUUGUUAUUUUACUUUUGGGAUCCUCCUUUUCUUCUCCUGUUUUGAGAGAAAAUGAGUUCUCCACUACAGUACAUAAAGGUGUUUUGAUCAUGCUUUGCUUCCAUUUUCACUCUAAAUAAAAAAAAGAAGAAAAAAAAAAACACUGAUCAGGCUGACUGGGACAAACAGAUUUAUUGUGAAAUUGUACCAUCAAAAUCAUCUCACCAAUAAAUCCAAGAAUCUCUGAA
This is a messenger RNA of Stegastes partitus (bicolor damselfish), 2511 nucleotides long. Its product is annotated as keratin, type II cytoskeletal cochleal-like. Gene Ontology annotation, biological process: keratinization; intermediate filament organization. The record is from RefSeq and is a predicted model, not a curated record. Bases 104 to 1789 code for a protein of 561 amino acids. Gene Ontology annotation, cellular component: keratin filament. Gene Ontology annotation, molecular function: structural constituent of skin epidermis. NCBI's taxonomy places the organism in Eukaryota, Metazoa, Chordata, Actinopteri, Pomacentridae. The transcript is spliced from 9 exons.